Molecule: messenger RNA, 1146 nt
Organism: Auxenochlorella protothecoides
Lineage: Eukaryota; Viridiplantae; Chlorophyta; Trebouxiophyceae; Chlorellales; Chlorellaceae
Product: Protochlorophyllide reductase, chloroplastic
Exons: 5
Coding region: 1-1146 (381 amino acids)
Molecular function (GO): protochlorophyllide reductase activity
Source: RefSeq, a predicted model, not a curated record
AUGGUGCCCGUCGUCAGCAGCGGGUCCUCGAUCUCUGCGAUCCACGCCAGUUCCCGAUCCGCGGCUCAGCGCCAGCCCGGGCAGCCACGGCACACUCGCCUGGCGGUGCGCUCCCAGGCCGUGGCCUCACCACCCGCCACCCGUGGCACCAGCUCGGGCAGUGCGAAGUUGGGCUCCAAGGAGACCCAGAAACCCACAGCCAUCAUCACGGGGGCGUCCUCCGGCCUGGGCCUGAAUGCUGCCAAGGCACUCGCUGCCACAGGAGACUGGCACGUGGUCAUGGCGGUGCGGGACUACAGCAAGGCUGCCCGCAUGGCCCGUGAGCUGGGCAUCCCAAGGGACUCCUACUCCAUCCUGCACCUGGACCUGGCCUCCCUCGACUCCGUGCGCGACUUCGUGGAGAGCUUCCGCGCUUCGGGCCGGCGACUGGACGCGCUGGUGGCCAACGCGGCCGUCUACCUGCCCACCGCCAAGGAGCCCACUCCCACCGCGGACGGCUUCGAGCUGUCUGUGGGCACCAACCACCUCGCGCACUUCCUCCUGGUCAACCUGCUGCUGGAGGACCUGAAGGCCGCGCCCAAGAAGUCGCCCCUCCCCGCCCCCCGCCUCGUCAUCGUCGGGUCCAUCACCGGCAACACCAACACCCUGGCAGGGAACGUCCCCCCCAAGGCGGACCUGGGAGACCUCAGCGGGCUGGAGGCCGGGGUCAAGGUGGGCCAGGCCUCGCCCAUGAUCGACGGCGGCGAGUUCGACGGGGCCAAGGCCUACAAGGACUCCAAGCUCUGCAACAUGCUGACGGUGCGGGAGCUGCACCGCCGCUACCACGACUCCACGGGGAUCACCUUCUCGUCCCUGUACCCCGGGUGCAUCGCUUCAUCAGGCUUGUUCCGGUCCCACUACGGCCUGUUCAAGACCCUGUUUCCCCUCUUCCAAAAGUACAUCACCAAGGGGUAUGUGAGCGAGGAGGAGGCCGGCAAGCGAUUGGCACAGGUCAUCAGCGAUCCUGCACUGGGCAAGUCUGGCGUGUACUGGAGCUGGAAUAACGACACUGGGGCAUUUGAGAAUGAGGUGUCGGGCGAAGUGGCCGACGGAGAGAAGGGCCGCCGACUCUGGGAAGUCUCUGAGCGCCUGGUGGGACUGGCCUGA